GCCCAAUCCUCCUCGUCCAAUUUCUCGUUUCCAUCCCCCCUCUCUCGCUCGUCGCCGUUCAACACGAUGGACAAGCUCUCUUCCCUCGCAAAAUAUACUGCCUCCUGCCCCUUCUUGGGUCGCACAAAGACAUCCACUCUUCGUACCCUAUGCACUUCGGCGUCCUCCCGCUAUCCCUCGCUGUCAAAGCUCACCGAGAAAGCCACCCGUUGCCCCGUCAUGGGUCCCGCUCUCCAGGUCCGUUCCGGCCAGCUCGUCGCUGGUUAUGCUAGCGUAGCCGGCAGCGCCGAGGUCAAUAGUAUUCACCACCACAAGGGCGUUUUCCCCCACCCUACUGGUGGAAAUAUCGAAAUGUGUCCUCAUGCAUCCAAGGCGCUUGCUGCCGCUCGCAUGGCAGAGGACCUUGCUAGGGCCAAGAAGGAGAAGGACGCAAAGGCGGCCGCUGCUGCCUCUGCCAAGCCUUCUACCUCCAAAGCGGCUGCUGCUGGUUGCCCAUUCCAUGCCUCCGACGUUACCGCCGAGGCUGCGAAGGCUACAGCAACUGCUGGAGGUUUCAACUACGACCAGUGGUAUACUACUGAGCUCGAGAAGAAGCAUAAGGAUGCCUCCUACCGUUACUUCAACAACAUUAACCGUCUCGCUACCAAGUUCCCCAUUGCUCAUACGGGGGACCCCAAGCACGAAGUUGAGGUUUGGUGUGCUAAUGACUACCUCGGUAUGGGUAAUAACCCAGUCGUCCUCGAGACCAUGCAUCGCACGUUAGACACGUACGGUCAUGGUGCUGGGGGAACUCGUAACAUUGCGGGCAACACUGGCAUGCAUCUUGCUCUCGAGGAAGAGCUAGCGCAGUUACACAGGAAACCUGCUGCUCUUGUCUUUUCGUCGUGCUACGUUGCUAAUGACGCUACGCUUGCCACUCUUGGCUCCAAGCUACCCGGUUGUGUCUACUUUUCUGACGCCAUGAAUCAUGCUUCCAUGAUUCAAGGCAUGAGACACUCCGGCGCAAAGCGCGUCAUAUUCAAGCACAACGACUUGGAGGAUUUGGAAGCCAAGUUGGCUCAGUAUCCCAAGGAGACCCCGAAGAUCAUUGCUUUCGAGAGCGUUUACUCCAUGUGCGGUAGUAUCGGACCCAUUGCAGAGAUAUGUGACCUCGCGAAGCAGUAUGGCGCGCUCACUUUCUUGGACGAAGUGCACGCCGUUGGCCUGUACGGACCUCACGGCGCCGGUGUUGCUGAGCAUCUCGACUGGGAUGCCCAAGUGCGUGCUGGAAACAGUCCUGAGCCCAUCAAGGGUUCGGUCAUGGACCGUAUUGACAUCAUCACUGGUACUCUUGGCAAGGCAUAUGGUGCUAUCGGCGGAUAUAUCGCUGGUUCUACGGAUUUCGUCGACACUAUUCGCUCCUAUGCUGCCGGAUUCAUCUUCACGACUUCCCUCCCUCCUGUUAAUGUCGCUGGUGCUCGUGCAAGUAUUUCCUACCAACGCGAGUACCUCGGUGACCGUCAGUUGAAACAACUUAACGUCAAAGAGCUCAAGUCUCGCUUCGAAGCUCUUGACGUUCCUGUAAUCCCCGGUCCUUCUCAUAUCGUUCCCGUCCUCGUUGGUGACGCGGCUCUUGCUAAAGCUGCCUCAGAUGCUCUUCUCGCCAACCACGGUGUCUACGUUCAGUCCAUCAACUACCCCACCGUCGCUCGCGGCGAGGAACGUCUCCGCUUCACCGUCACCCCCGGCCACAACCUCGACCAGAUCACUCGUCUUGCUAAAGUUGUCGAUCAGACUUUCACGGAGCUUGGUAUCAAGCGUACUUCGGAUUGGAAGGCAUUGGGUGGACAUGCUGGUGUGGGUAUGCCUGAUGCUAAGCCGGUUCAGCCUAUCUGGACGGAUGAGCACCUUGGUUUGGCUUCGGGUACUGCACCAAAGUUGUUGAGGGCUGGUCAAAAACGCAUCAUCGAUACUCGGGCUGUUAGGAUCACUCGCGAGAAGUUCAAUGACCUUCUUGGUCCGGUUGACACUGUUGCGAGCACCGUUGGUCAUAAGCAGGCUGGUCACAAGGAGGUUUACCCCAUGACCCCGUCUGCUUCGGUUCAUGCUCCCACUCCCGUUGCUGUAGCUGCUUGAGAUGCGCUAGUGUUCUUCUCCCCUUUGCUUUUUACUCGUCAUUUGUUGUGGUCAUGCUCUUGUGCGUUAUGCAGUGAUGUAGCCAAGGUUAAGCAAGGUAGUUGUACUCAGUGUUGUGUUCGUUCGUGUAGGCAAUGCAACUUGAAGACGUGGUGUCGCUUAAGUAUCCGAGCCUGACCGGCCUGAACAAGUACACUACGAAUCGUCACUAAGUAAUACAGCUAGUAAAUCGCUUGCUCGAGUCCGUC
Molecule: messenger RNA, 2363 nt
Organism: Somion occarium
Lineage: Eukaryota; Fungi; Basidiomycota; Agaricomycetes; Polyporales; Cerrenaceae
Source: the annotation of a GenBank genome assembly